AUGAAGUCCGUCCUCGUUGUCGCUCUCCUCUUCAUGUUGCUCGGCCUUCAUGGCGCCCUUGCCUGCAGCGAGGUCUCUUCCUCGGGACUCAAGUUCUGCUUCAAGGAUCUGCCCAGCAGCAACUUCAACAACCACAACUCGAGCCUCACCAACAUCCUGACGAUCUUCGACUCCGUCUUCUCUGCUACGUGGCCGUCGGUCGAGUCCGCGGUGGCCACCGCCGCAGCCAAGCACGGCUUCAGCGUGUGCCAGGACUGCCUCACCGCGCUCAAGCACAUGACCUGCUCCGCCUACGUGCCCGGCUGCCAGUUCGGCGCCUGCCUCGUCAACGUGUCGAGCCAGCUCGUCUCGGCCUACUACACCUGCGCCGGCGUCUCCCCGAGCGACGCCGCGGCCUGCGGCCGUGACGGCCUCGGCUCCGCCGCCUGCAACCGCUUCCUCGCCCAAAUCUACCAGAGCGCCGGCAACUCCUACGAAUUGGCCGCCUGCAUGAGCCGCAAGCAGGCCGAGAUCUUGAACAACAACGCGUGCUUCAGGGCGCAGAUCAUGGGCCGGGCCAUGUGCGAGAGCUUCGUCGACGUGUGCCUGUGCACGCCCGACCAAACGGUCAAGGACGACAUCUGCCAGUACUUCCCCGCCGAGGGCUACGACAUCGACCUGCCGGCGGGCCUCACCUGCGAGGCCACCAAGGGCUGGUGCGGCGCCGCCAACAAGAAGCGCGCGGUGGGCGACAACCAGGCCAACCAGGCCUGUCCCAACGACCACCUGUGCCUGUCCGUGCCCCAGAGCAACAACUACCCGGCCUACGGCGCGUCCGUGCAGACCUCGGCCGCCGCCGCGCCCACCUCUUUCCUGCUCGCCGCCAUCUCUGCCCUCUUCUUCUGA
Acanthamoeba castellanii str. Neff is the source of this 885-nucleotide messenger RNA. RefSeq lists its product as uncharacterized. The transcript is spliced from 4 exons. The record is from RefSeq and is a predicted model, not a curated record. Bases 1 to 885 code for a protein of 294 amino acids. NCBI's taxonomy places the organism in Eukaryota, Discosea, Longamoebia, Acanthamoebidae.